Molecule: messenger RNA, 2628 nt
Organism: Penicillium cataractarum
Lineage: Eukaryota; Fungi; Ascomycota; Eurotiomycetes; Eurotiales; Aspergillaceae
Exons: 8
Coding region: 1-2628 (875 amino acids)
Biological process (GO): DNA-templated transcription
Molecular function (GO): DNA binding; zinc ion binding
Source: RefSeq, a predicted model, not a curated record
AUGGUGAUCAGCCAGGCUUCAUUUUCAUCAGCCUCGGGUCCCUAUCGAUGUCCUCAUUGUGAAAGAUCCUACGAGCGCCAAGAUUAUCUAGCUCGGCAUCUCGACUCGCAUAGCAACAAGCGAAGCUUUCGGUGCCAGAUCUGCAAUCGCGGGUUCAAUCGCCGGGAUGUUUUGCAACGCCACCAGACGCUCCAUGGCAACCUUUCCGCAGACGAUGAAAUGAUCAUCAGGCGACGGAAGGACCGUCUUCCUGGGGCUCUAGCUGAAUGUGGAUCGAAGCCCGUUGAACAACAGCACAACUCGAAGCGUCAACAGCAAUGUCUGCGCCAAGUUCGUCUCGCCGAGGUAUCAGAGCUGUCGUGCGAGACUACGAUGUAUGCUUACCCACAAUCACCGAUAUCGAGCGACAGACAGUGCAACACGGGUGGUGUAUCAUCAGAUCUGCCGCCCGAUCCAGAACGUGAAAACCUCUCCACACCGCCAGCGAACUCGGUCCUUAUAACUGCAGACUUUAAUAGUUCAAAUGUACUAGUUCAUCCAUUGACUGUUGAUCCUAACGUCAUAACCCGGCAAAAUGAACUACCAGAGAUAUCUUCUCAAACCAGUCCCAAUGGCUGCCCGGCAUUUUUCGAGAAUGUCAUGCUUCUCGACCUCGAAGGAGCUCAGUCUGGACAUACCUUUCACCAGCCAUGCCCUACUACAUUCGAUCUUCUUCCCGACUUGGAUUUUGAAAUCUCAGAAACUGGCUUGUUUGGAGAGAACUUUAUUCCAGACUUGGAAAGGGUUGUCCAAAAUGACUUCUUGCUACCUAUGCAGGACGAUGGCAAUCAUUCAGAGCAUGGGUACCUCGACUCUACUAAGAGAAGGGUAUAUGCUUUCCAACGUUCAUUCUGGAAUCUCUUUCAGGAUAAUACGCGAAAUGCUACCAAUGAGGAUGGUAGGUCGGUACGAAAUGAAGAGCUUGAGCCCUCUCUUUUAUCGCCUUGCUCCAUUCCUACUAACCUCACCAUUCACGAGAAACUCUCAUCGCGAUCAAGGGAUCAAAUCUUCCGACUCAUUGUUAAGACUGGGGAUGAAAAAUUAUCGAUACCAGAGAUUCCUACUGUCGAUCAUCUCGACAUCCUCAUCAAGAUUGGCCUGGCAAGAAAGUUAGACGUCAAUCCUUGGAUUCAUCUUUAUACCUGCUAUGAUGAUAGCUCAAGGCCAGAACUCCUCGCGGCUCUGGUGACAGCAGGGUGUAUCUCAUGUCUGAGCCCCACAAUAAACAAGACGGGUAUAAUCAUGCAGGAUAUUGUCCGAGUGGCAUUGCAUAAUCUAUCUGAAGCAGAUAAUGAUGCCACACGUGAUCUUCAGUAUUUACAAGCAUCGAUGAUCUGGCUGGAAAUCGGCUUCUCGUGUGGUUACAGGAAGAAUAUGCGGAUGACAGAAGGUGCCGUUCAAGCUUUAGGCAUAGCUCUGCGUCGAAUAGGGGCCUUGGACUCAUCCUCGUAUAAGCCCAUCAAUCCGCGUGAAAUUUCUGAUGAUGAUUCGGGUGGCUUGGAUCAUAUAUGGAAGCAGUGGAUUAAGCAAGAAUCAUUAAAGAGAUUGGUGUAUCACUUUUUCUGUCACGAUAUAGAGGUGGCCGCAGCAAUGAACCACCCGCCGACAACAUCAUUUGCGGAACUCACUCUUUCUAUACCAGCAGCACGGGAUCUAUGGCUUGCUCCAACGGCAAACGCUUGGAAGGUGAUAUGGAUGGCCAAAUAUCAAUCCCCAAGACCAGAAAUAAGCCUUAGAGACCUACUGUCAGAUCCUACUCUAUUCAAAGAUCUUCCCACGCAUUUCGAUAGCAGAGUUGCAACUUCUGCCUUGCUGCAUGGGCUAACAGGCAAGAUCUGGGACGUAAGGCAGCAGAUGUUACUCGGUCGAAGCAGGGCGCCUAAACCGCCGGCUCGUAAAUUGCUCUUGCUUCAGAGUAGACAGGAGGAUCUGUACACAGAUCUUAAGGAAAUCCAGAAUUCCCUUGCAGAUUCACCUCCUGUUACUGUCAUAAUGGCCGAGUUCGCCAUUAUGUAUCUGCACAUCGAUAUAGACGCUUUACAACGUUUUGCCGGCAAGAUGGGCGAAGAAGAGGCAAGACAAUGCUAUCCUGACCUACGUAAUUGGAGCAUGACGCAAGAUGCUCGCAUUGCAGCCUGGCAUGCUGGUCAAAUAUUUCGUGCUGUGAAUCAAGUGGGCCCUUACCACCUUCGAGGCUUUGAUAUCUUCGCCAUUUACUACGCGUCUUUGACCCUCUAUGUGUAUGGACUGCUGCUUUGUGCCGAGAAGAAGCCCACAGAAGUUGUCGAGACCUGGAACGCAGAAAAUCCUGCCUUUGUUUUUCUCGAUGGUCCCAGUAGUCGGGCGACGGAAGCUUUCGUUUCACACGAUCGGGGUCAGCCGGGGUUGGUAUACUUAGCAGGUACCGAUGUUGAAGCACAGAAGACGUUCUGUAGUCUUCAACAGCCUCGUCUGGUUAUGCGGGUCGCGUUGCAGGUCCUGAGCAGCAAUUUCUCAAAGUUUUCGUCGGCCGAUCCCACAAAAAACCCUAUUCCACCUUUGGUCAUGAAUCUUCGUGAUCUCCUUCAUGAUUUGGCGAAUUUGCCAUGA